Messenger RNA from Laccaria bicolor S238N-H82, 8629 nucleotides. RefSeq lists its product as uncharacterized. The transcript is spliced from 11 exons. Gene Ontology annotation, cellular component: spindle pole; microtubule; centrosome. Lineage: Eukaryota; Fungi; Basidiomycota; Agaricomycetes; Agaricales; Hydnangiaceae. Gene Ontology annotation, molecular function: microtubule binding. The coding region runs from base 1 to 8442 and encodes 2813 amino acids. The record is from RefSeq and is a predicted model, not a curated record. Gene Ontology annotation, biological process: positive regulation of cytokinesis.
AUGGCCCCGAAGAAGGCAAAGGGCAAGCAGAAACAAGAGGAAAAGCCCUCUAAAGCCGUCUACCAAGGAGUCACCCUCUUCGAUCCUCCUGUCGUAAACAAUUUCAAGGAUGUGCCGGAGGGCGGUGCCACAGGCGCUUUCAACGAAGGUGAAACCGGUGUAGAUCCCUAUAUCCCAACGCAGGAAGACUCGUGGGGUGCAAAUGUGCACCAAGAAAUUCACAACUGGCCUGAUGUCCAGCCUACCACAGCCAUACCCAUACCUCCUCCAACCGUAACGAUCACGGCCCCAGUCAGUGACACUGCUUCCGGACAUAUGCCCACAAAUAGAUUAUCUGCGUCAGGUGCUGUUAACGAAGGAUAUGAUUCAUGGAGUGUCAAUAAUCACGAAGGUACCGAAAAUCCUCAAACUUGGGAUACUCAUCACAGUCAGACCUCCACGGUCACUGCUGCUCCAUCUGCCAUAACCUCUCCCGUCUCGCAACCCAUCUCUCUUUCUGCUGCAGCUGCUUUCCUAGAUACUCAAAAAACUUCCUCUGCAAGUGAAGCCGCGCGCAAGCUGGAGGCAAAACACGGAAUAUCUUCGCACCAUCAUCCGUGGCCCCCGCCAUCCAAUCCCCAAGCCCCGUCUCACCCAGUGCCCGCCCAUCGAGAUAAAGUUCCGACUAGUUCUGCAAUGAAGCGCUCAGUCCAGCAGCAACCAAUGGUUUGGCGCGACUCUAAAGCACCUAGCUCCGUGCAGGGAAGAACGAACGAGGGAUCUUGGGGGCAACCGCAUGGUGGUGCGAACGUCAGUUGGGGACAAACGAGGGGGAGUGGCGCUGGACAUCAUCAGCAAGGGCAACCUCAGCAUAGAGUGGUGCAAAGCUGGGAGACUUGGGGGAAACCGCCCAACUCCGUCAUCCGCGUAACGCCUCCUAGUCCUGAGAGUAGCUCAGAAGACAGUGAUGAAUUGGAGGAUGAAGAUGAUGAAUGGGAGACUGUUGGGCAUCAGGCGGGUGGUGGGAGGGGUCAACCAGAGGGGAACUUUGGACAAACGGCCGGCAGCUGGGGUGAGACUGGUGGCUGGGGGCAAGGGGGGCAAGGAAGCGUGACAUGGGGUACCGCAUCUCCUGCUGGUCAACACAAGCAGGCGGAUUGGGGUACGUGGGGAGCAGAAACUAAGCGGUUGCCAAAGGUGACUUUCGCCCCCUCCGCGCCUGAUGGAAGCAGGAAUAUCCUGUCUCCACAGCAGCGUUCGCAGAUCCUGAACUCCUUACUCAAUUUACCCCAGAGUCAGAAUACCAAGGCUGCCCAACACCAACACCAGCAGAAGCAGAAGGCGCAAAAUCAACCAGCCAGUAAUAAACAUACCACCAAACAGCAAACACAACCGCAAUGGCAGGGUUGGGGCGCAGAAGACGGUUGGGGUACUCAAGAACAAAGUAGCAAAAAGAAGAAUAAACAGCAACAACAACCGCAGGCGCAAUCACAACAGCAGUGGGGUUCGUGGGGAGAGGAAGCGAGUUGGGGUAAUCCAGAGCAAGCCAGUGACAAAAAGUCGAAGAAACGUGAAGAUCACCUGUCUGUGCCGGGACAAUGGGGAGAUGAAAAUCGUUGGGGAGCUGCAGAGCAUGGCGACGAGAAGUCGGGGAGACAUCAGCAAACGGAGGGGCAAUGGGGCAGUUGGGGAGCUGAGAACGCUCAAGGAACGCGUGCCAACAAAAAGGCUAAGAAAAAUCCAGACCACACUUCGCACAAUGGCAACUGGGGUGACGAUGAUUGGGGGAUGGCUGGCAAUGGCGGGAAGGGGGCGAAUAAAAGGCAAGAUGAUGCGAAUGGGGCAUGGGGUAGUUGGGGAGAGGACGCUGGCUGGGGAGCGAUCCAGGAGGAGACAGAAGAUGAGGAGACAGAAGACACUCAUCACGACAACUCCACCAGCAAGAACGUCUGGUCUGGCAAUCUGGGCAACAACUCCUACAGCAUGCCGUCCAAAACAUUGACCCAUGCUUACAAAGGAACAACGACCACUCUUCAUACUGCAAUCCCUCGAAGUAGUCUCAGUGAGCAUGCAAAUAUCCAGUUUCUCGAAUCUAAAGGUGUUGCGUUUCAACCUGUAACCAAUGCUUUCUUUGGAACAAACCGACUUGCUCGAGAACGUAUACAUUGGAUGUUUCCCUCGGACAAGGACGAGCGGGUCGCCGCUUUGUUGAUAUGGAUACAAACAGUAUCCUACAAUCUCGGCGCCUUUGGGCUGCACCGAUUUUUGCAGUCGCGAGAGCGUGGCGCACUCUUCGCCAACGCCGCUUUCCGAUUGCCCGACCAUCCGAAAGAACCAGUCUUUGACUGGUUGACUUUCGAUCAGCUUCAGGCCACGAAGGACAGAACUCUCCAGGAAUCUGUUGCUUUCUAUAACCCCGCUGUUCAAGUUAUCGUUUUCGUUUAUUUGCCAUCACAGAGCGGGAAUAGUGUUGCAAUUUGGAGACGAAAGAUUAUCGUGCCUAACAAUGUGCGAUUGGUAUUACAAGCUGAAAUUAACGUGGCAAUGGCUGCUCUUAGGAGAGAAAAGGACUACGUCGUGCAUGUCGAUGACCUCUCAUUCUUGCUUUUCGACUAUGUACGCAUCUUAUCUGUACGGUUGUUGGACAUAAUUAGAACUGUCACUGCAUUUGGUGUCCCUUAUACCGUCGCGCCUACUGGGACUACAGCCACAGAAUUGACGCGAGUAGAAGAAUCCAAUGGAUUAAACCCUAGGAUUCAAACGGAAAUGUUACCCAGUUCUCGAAGUCACGGGGAGGAACAAGCUCUCGAGUCGCACGAGUUCUUGGACAAAAUGCCUCCAAUCGAGGUCUUUGCCGGGCUAGACGCCGUACAAUCAUCGGCAGAAGAGGUACCAGGCCUUGCGACGCGCGCUGAACUUCAGCAGUGGUUAGCGGAACACGAUACUAUCGAAAAGGAAACGGAAAUCUUUGACACUGGCGAAUUGAAGAAGCUCAGGCAGCUAACGAAAGCGGCGACCCAGCGGAACCUAUCCCCUCAGGAUACUGAUGUGAUUGAGUUGACGCUGACAACCAUUUAUGAACUGGACAAAUUGUUACAUCUUCUCCGCGACCGCUCCGAACAUUUGGAACUCUUGAGUGUCAGGUUGACAUGGGAGGAGAAUAGGAUUGGGUCGUGGAAGGACCGUCGCGGAAUUAUCAACGAUCUUAAUGUCUUUCUUACGAAACGCGCGCGGUGGUCGCCCUCAAUUUACGACGGGCCCUCUCCAAUGGCUGAGGAUGUGACCAUGCCAAGUCGACGCGCCUCAGUCACUUCAUUGGCGUCGGUUGGCUCUGAUACCAGCAUAUCCGUUCCGUCAUUCUCUCGUAGUGCCCGCUUCAAGCUAGCAGAGCUGCUCUCCCGAGAUGCAGCCCAGUUUGGUGCACGCAUCACCAGCCUUCGUCAUGGAAAAGUCGCUGCCGCCGGUAAGGCGCUCGACAAGUUAAUUGAUAACAGUCGGAAGCCUGUUCCGGAGGUACUUCUCGACGAACAAGAUCAUUUGGAGGAAAAGAGCAUCAACGAGAUGGAGCACGUUGGCAAGUUUGUUAUGAACCUAGUUAUGCAGUGGAGAAAGGCUGAUGAAAUCUAUGUUGAGACGAAAAAAGAUCAACUUUCAGCUCAAAAUCUGUUGGAAGAGAUCGAGACGGCCAAACUUCAGCUUCCUACCUCACGCCAGAGCUCAUUAUUCGCCAGUCGCGCGGACGCAAUCCUAAAAAGGUUGUCUGUGCGAUGUGAUCCCGCAUCAACCACAAGCACAUUUCCUCUUCCAGAACACCCUCUAUUUCUCGAUCAAAAAGCGUUUAAUGUAACGCUGGCUGAGAAUCUUUCUCUGGAAAUCGCCACUGCAACCACCAUGGCUCGAGCUGUUCAUGUCGCUGCGCAAGAGUAUCGAAAUAAAUACGACGCAGUAAAACGCGUUGAGACUAUGGUGCAGUCUGCAAAUGAACUAUCUGAAUCGUUCGCAACUGUCAUUCAACGAUUAAAGGAUGGUGUGACUGGAAGUGACGAAGAUGGGACUCCUCCUGAUCUCACCACCGAGGCAUGCUUAGAGCCGACACGCCAUUCAGUUUUUGUUGCUCUCCUACCAUCCAUGCUCGAAGAAAUGUCGCGUAUUUGUGAACCUUCUGAUGAACUUUUGCGGACCUCCCAUAUUCAUCUCCACUCUCUGGAUCUUUUAGACAUCGACGCCAUCUACAGAGACAACGCUGCUGCUGAUAUCCGGAGGUUGAGUACCAUGCGACAGGAAGCCCAGAGUCUUUGCGAUUCUGUUUCAGAAAAGGUUGUCAAAUUGCGAGAGGCGAGAAGAAUUUGGUCUCUCAUGGAUGACAAACUGAAGGAACUUGACGGUAUACGACUGCGAAUCUUCGAGGUAAUGGAGAAACAGCGGUGGCGUCAAGAAUCAAACGGAACUGGGGCACCCCUUACUCCGGAAAGUCCGACAAUUCUUCUAUCGUCCGUAGGAUCCACUCAUGCGGACAUAAACGUGGAACUUCACCGCCUGCGUCAUGAUAUAUCAAAUACCGUCGAAAUACCGGUGGAGACCCUUGCUAUAGACUUACAGCCACCUCUCAAGGACUACCUGCUUGAAAGUUCUAAAGCUCUGAAGAGGCGUGUGGAAAACGUUGAACAGAUGCUUCAGCUACUCACCGCAAUCCAAAAACAGUCAGCUGCAAUGAAUCUGGUACGCGAAGAACAUAAUGGUUUCCUUCUUCGUAUCGAAAACCUUAAAAUUCAAUAUCGCCAAACCAUCGACGAUACGCUUGGUGAUCAUACGGUGAUUGGUCCGUCCAACAACGACACGAAGAAUAUGUUCACGGAAAUGAAAAGUGUACAGGACGAAGUCACCACAUUUCUGGAUAGCUUGUCUAAACGAAUCCCUUUCGUUUCGGGACGCCCAUCUCCUGGUAGCCCAACCUUCUCGAAGAGGCACUUUUCAACUCCAAGCCUCAAGUUAGCUGGAACUCAGCCGCCAGACAUGAUAAUUGAUCUGCCGUUCGAUCUUGGAGUUUUAGAUGCCUCCGUGCGAGCAGAUUCUAAUUCAUACGCGAUGAGACUGUCAGGCAGGCUUGAGAUGUUAAAAGAGUCGCAUAUGCAUCUCGAAGUAGCGCAGAUGGCAAAGGAGCUCGAUUCCACGCUUUCAGCGACCCUUGAUGAUGUUGACAAUGUCAUCGAGGAUCUAAAUGGUCACAAGUUGGCUCUUGCGGAUUUCGUAGCACAGGAUGAAGGCGUCUUGACCUCAUUGGAUAAACUCUCCAGCGUGGUCGAAGAUUCAUCGCUCUCCAAUCGACGAAGAAUAUCUCUUUCCUUCGCAUCGAUACGUGAACUUCUCCGACGAAUAAAUACUUCUUCAGCCCCUCUUGAACGUACCCACUGUGACCAGAUAUACGUGGCAAGAAUGAGAAACGUCGAAAAUGCCGAAGAGUGUUUUAGGACAUGGGAAGAGCACGUUGCCAGGUUGAAGGAUGACAUCUCCCAGGCAAGGGCCACCGAACUCCAUCGGCAAGAGGCUGUUCGGAAUCUUGAGGAGAAAACUAGACGAGAAGAGCAGGAACGCCUAGCUGCUGAGGAAAGAGAAAAUAUUCGAUUGGCAGAGGAGAGGCUCGCGAUGGAGGAGAAACAGCGUUUAGAAGCUGAACGGCAGGCUCAAGAAAGAAUGCAAGAGGCUGAGCAUCAACGUUUAUUGGCCCUCGAAACUGAACGCAUUCGCUUUGAGGCUGAACAAAAGGAAGCAAGGGAGCGGCAGCGGUUGGAAGAAGAAGCAGCGGUGGAGGCUGCUCGAUUGAAAGCGGAAGAAGAACGGAUUGUGCGUGAGGAGGCCGAAAAGGCGCGGCUGCAACGUGAACGAGAGGAGAUGGAGGAGAAGCUGAGGUUGGUUCAGGAGGAGCUUGAAGAGCAGCGUCGCUGGCACGCAGAGCGAGAGCGACUUGAUGUAGAGAAGGCUGAGAAAGAGCGGGAGCGUCUCGAGGCAGAGAAAGCUGAGUUAGAACGGCUAAGGGAGAAAGAAGAGAAAGAGCGGGAGCAUCUCGAGGCAGAGAAAGCUGAGUCAGAACGGCGAGAGCUAGAGGAGAAAGAGCGGGAGCGUCUUGAGGCAGAGAAAGCUGAGUUAGAGCGGCGAGAGCUAGAGGAAGAAGAACAGAAACGGAGAGAGAAAAAAGUUCAAGAACAAGAGCGACUUGACGCGGAGAAAGCUGAAAGAGAGAGACGAGAGUUAGAGGAGGAAGGGCGGAAACAACAGGAAAAGGAAGCACGAGAGAAAGAGCAACAGUUAGCUAACGAGGCUGAGGAGAAAAGAUUGAUGCAAGAGGCUGAAGAAAGGCAGCUGGCACAGGAGCUUAGAGAGGAGAAAGAGAAAAGAGAGAGACAACUUGCGAAGGAAGCCGAGGAGCAACCAUUGGCGCAUGAAGCCGGAGAUCGACAGCUGGCCCAAGAUGGCGAACAAAAGGGAAUGAUACAUGAGGCUGAAGAAGGACGAUGGACUAAAGAUGCUAAAGAACAAGUACCCCGCGGAGUUGAAUUCAAACAACAGAAAGCGUUCCUUGAGACGGAAGAGAAUAUAGCGACACACAAAACCCCAGGACUCUCAAAGCGAGCUGACCAGAAAGCUGGGGGAGUAAGAGCUCUGAUGCAGCUGUAUUCGGAAAGUGAUGUCUUUGGACUUAACCUUGCGCCUUUAAAUUCACCUGGUACUCAAAAUAAGGAAGUCCUCAACACUCAAGCGCUAAUUUUCGCGCUGAGAAAACGUCUUCAUUCAUUAAACAUUAAUGAGGUUCUUCGACCAACGAAGCCCUCAGCAUAUUUGCCCACACGCGCACAAAUCACUCAAAUGACCGAAGACUUUCUCCACAUCUCGUCUGAUGUCGAUAAGUUGCCCCCAUCUGUGGAUACACCCGCCAUAAAUACUGAGCUGCGAUCACUGAGGAUGGAGGUUGAGGCAUUCUCUCGUCUGCUCACGAAUACUGAACCCUUGAUUCAAAUGUCAGAGGCAGUGCGUCUCUGCGACGCUGGCUUGAGCGACCUUCUUGAACACAUCGACAGCUACCCUGCCCUUCCUCCCGAUGUUAUGUCGUCGUCGUUUGAAGCAUCCAAGAACGCAUCACCUGAGGAACAACUCUCGGCGAGGCUUGCCUUUGUCCAGGGUCUCAUCCAAGACAUGAAGUUGAAGUUCUCCGCCGUAUCCAACGAUGCACGCGCAAUUUCUGAACAUCGACGGGUUGACCAGACUUGGCUUGAGCUAGAAGACAUGGGGAAUGACAGACUCGGUGGAAAGAAAUCGCGUCCAGUCAGCGUCGUCAGUUCGCGACACAGCUCCGGCAGAAGCAGCAGUGUUUCUAUGAACACAAGUUCAGCGAAAAAGGUUGGCUCUUACUCGCACCUCUCCGCCUCCUCUGGCCCUUCCAGGGGAAGAUUGAAUGUUCCCCCUCGUGUGACUUCCCGCCGUGUGGUCUCAGGAGAGCAACCGCGUACUCGCCCAAGUAGCCGGUUAUCCGUUGCGUCAACCAGCCGCUCAGUAUCUGGUUCGUCGUUAUUUGGAUCUACUUUCGCUUCUCGACAACGAACGACAAGUCUAUCAAAUUCGACUUCAACUGCAGCUCGGCCGCCAGCUGUCACCCCGUCGCGAUCACGAGCACAUACCGGCCAAAAUAAACGAACUGGUUCCCCGAGCAUGUCAGAACGCUCGACGUCUCGCUCUGCUAUGGCGCCUCGCACUUCUACAACAUCCACGUCCACCUGGUCUCGUGCUCCAAGAAACUCUUUGUCAUCCAUGGUUGCGCGAGUGACAACGCCACAGAAAAAGACAAGUUCAUCACCACGGAAGAAAUACAUUGCCGAUCCUAAAAGCAAGCUUGACGUCGCUGUGGGUGACGUUGUCAAUCAACUUCCUGUAGGAAUCAACAUUGAAGGUGUAUCGGAGACUUGGAAAGAUCAGAGUGGUAAAUACUGGAUUGGCAAUCAAGAUGCAAAACUUUGCUUUUGCCGCAUCCUACGUUCACAAACCGUCAUGGUUCGAGUCGGGGGCGGAUGGACAGAGCUUUCCCGAUUUAUCCAAGACCAUUUUGCUGACAGCUUCCGGUUGUUGCCAGAGUCCCCUCCUCGUUAUGGGAUGCCCGAAGAAAAGUGGAUUAGUUCGGCGACACUUCUUGAAGCUCCUGAAUUCAAAUCGCCUCCACUGCCACCACGAACGCCUGAGCCAAAACUCCCUUUCGUUCCAUCCUUUUCUCUCUUGACACCCAGUGGGCAAAGUCCACAAUCCAUUAGAUCAUCACCUUCAGCCAAGGGGUCCCCUUUGACUCCUUUGCAGUUCAUGAGACGAGCCGAGCCUGACCCCUCACUCCUUCGGCCAGUGACCCCCUCCAAACCUCCGCAGCGGACUAAAAACACGAAUAAUACGCAUACCCCCGCCCGCAAUUCGGUGUGGCGACCGUAAUUCCCAUCAAUCGGCCACUUCGCACUGGUACGUUUCUGUUUCGUAGCACAUAUUACAUUCGCCUCCUUCGCAUUUACACUAUAUUUAUACGCCCACCGCAAGCAUUACAGCGCAUACUACUACGCCAACCCGUUCACGGACUUGUACGCAUAUGACCUUUAUAAUUUAAUGAACCGCCCUUCGGACG